AUGGCCUCCCUCAAGACGUGGUUUAUCCCGAAAGAUCAAGGCAGGGAGUACCGCCGAGAUAUCGCAUUCGCCCAUGUUGAAAUCGACCUCAGAAAUCGCCUCGACCAAAACAUAUGGGAAACCGUCCUCGAUUCAGCGUGCCGACAGAUGAUAUUUUACAUCGAUCCUCUGAUAAGCGCAGAGUGUGCCCUGGCAAUGCUGGGUACCGUACACUGGGCCACUGUCAUCUGUGACGCGGUUCCGACAGAUGAGGACAUGAUCAAGUCUAUAGAGCGUGACCUCAAGGAGGAAACAGAGCAGCAGAUAGUGGUCUGUUUCUCUCCUUGGGACUGGAUUCAGGACUUACCCUGGAAGAACAACCAGGGAUUCAGUAUCAGGUCAGCUAAAGAUGAUUCACUCGAGGAUCGAUUAAAGUACUUCGAUAGGAUGCCGCCUAAAAAUGUUCUUCGUUACGAGCCCAAGCAAGUCGAGAGGGAAAACUAUGAGCCGUCUGUCGAGAGAGAAGAUUGCACCAUGCUUCACUUCCCCCCAGGUUAUCGACAUCCCUUCCCUUUAGCCGAAUUCGAACAGAUCCAUCUUUGCCUCACUACGUUCCGCGAACAGACCAUUUUUGAUCCGUAUACAGAGCAAAUGGCACGAAUACGACUGCUGACUUCGGAAGAAGAGCGACGAGAGCAGGUCGCGCUGGCCUUCUGUACCAGCAACGUUCCUCUACGAGUUGCGAUGUACUGUGAUCAGGGAACGAUCGACCACUUCGUGGAGUUCGGGGCCUCUGAACGGCGACUUAGAAUCCACAAUGGUCAUGCUCCAGGCUUCCUUCUGGCUCUUGUCUGUCUCAAGGACUGGGAGAUUGACAGUGAAAAGAUCAUUUCCUGUUUCUUUUCCUCCGACCAGCAAUACUUCAUCUUACGUCCUGUCCGGUAUAACCUCUAUAUGCAAGGUGUCACACGCUAUAUUCCAAAAGGCAGGUCUGACGAGGAUAUCUCCGGAGCAAAGAAGGGAUUUUUUAACCUCCUUGGAACGACACUCCAUGAAAGAACAUCGCUUGUUCAGAAGCUUCUACCCGCCGUUGACUUUGAUCACCGACUUGCUGUCUUUGUCGCCCGGCCAACACAUUCGGCUAAGGUACUCAAGGUCAAGCUGCAACUAGCCGCCAUCCUAGUCACCGGCAUUGAACGGCUGUUCAGCUUUGCUCCUCGAGGCAACAUGCCAUAUGAGGAGUAUCAAAGCUCGCUCGUUAACACCUGUCAGGGCUGGACGUGUCUGCUUUCACACACUGGCGGCAUGUGGCUCGCUGUCGGCUUAUGGAAAGAUGGCACAGCGGCGGUUGAGAGACUCGAUAAGAGUGCUGGUCAGCCGAACGAAAUCGAAAUUCUUGGCACUCCUGUGACGAUGAAUAUUGCAGCUUUUCAUGAAGUCCAGCGGGCACGUACCUCAUUGACAAACGCCUGUGCCCUAUCAUACAUCCCCGUCCUGCCUGACUCGCUCCCUAAGACUGGAGGGCUAAGCGAGUCGGAGUCUGAUGAGAUCCGAGAACAUCUAGCCUGGGCUUACCUCCACCAAGUCGUGCAAACGAAGAGAGCGCGUAACGGCGAGAUAUUCCAUCGAUUACUCAACGGGACCCACGACAUCUACUCCAUCGCCCUACCGCCUUGGACUUUUGACGAAAGCGAUUUCGACGCCUUGCUUGCUGACGAUAUUCCGUACUACAGCGAUGGCUCGCAUGACGACAGGAUCUUUGGCAUCUUUCACGGAAUGUCACGGGAGUUUGCAAUGUCGAACUUUCAUAUGGACGACUGGACCUACAUUCCAGGAUACAUAAUCUGCAAGGCUCAUGAGAACAGCCAGUACUAUGAUCUCGAGGACUUGACAGGCUACUGUCCUCGCGACCCUGAAGAACAAAAAGCGCUUUCGGGGCUUCCUGAGUAG
Molecule: messenger RNA, 1929 nt
Organism: Fusarium subglutinans
Lineage: Eukaryota; Fungi; Ascomycota; Sordariomycetes; Hypocreales; Nectriaceae
Exons: 3
Coding region: 1-1929 (642 amino acids)
Source: RefSeq, a predicted model, not a curated record